This is a messenger RNA of Anastrepha obliqua, 2340 nucleotides long. RefSeq names its product IQ and ubiquitin-like domain-containing protein. The record is from RefSeq and is a predicted model, not a curated record. Gene Ontology annotation, cellular component: acrosomal vesicle; motile cilium. Gene Ontology annotation, biological process: cilium assembly. Bases 116 to 2287 code for a protein of 723 amino acids. The transcript is spliced from 10 exons. Lineage: Eukaryota; Metazoa; Arthropoda; Insecta; Diptera; Tephritidae.
GUACAUAUGUACAUGAGUAGUUACUUCAACUCAAAAAAUUUUCUAUUUUAAAAAUUUACUCAGAACUUAUUGUUUACCUCACAUAUAGUAUAUUGAAGUUUGAAUAAUAUUCAAAAUGAAUUGUGAAGAGUCAAGCGAAUCGCCGAACAAGAAAAAUGUGCCAUCUACACCACCACAGCAAAAGCAAAUUGAGACACCAGAAACCGACGACGAAGAGAUAUAUAUCAAGACGUUCGAUGAGCUUGAAUUAGGUCUUGUUGAUGAACUAGUGCCAGUGCGAAAUGUUACCGUUAAAUUCUUUGUUGAUGACUCACAUAUUGUAACGCGAAUCUAUUCAAACCGCUUAACUAUGGGCGAUAUAAAAGCUGAUAUCGCAAGCAAAUUCGAAGUGGAUCCCAAGCAUUUAAUAAUAAAACAAAAGGGGCGCGAAUUAUCAGAUAAUUGUUUACUGGCACAAUUGUUUGCACAAGACUUUUGUACAUACUCCUUCGAUGUAGAAUUAAAGGAUAUUUCAGAAACGAAUAAUGGCGAGAAUGUAGAACCACAAAAGUUGAAUUUGAUUAAAUACAGCGGCAAUUUACCCGAUUUCUUAACUGUGCGCAUAGAAGACGAAUGGGGCGAGCGCAAGAAAAUUGUAGUAGAGAUUGUGAAUAAGGCUAUUGCAAAGCCAUUUUUGUGUAGUUAUCGCGAUACAAGUACGGGUAUGGAAUAUUUUGAUGCAUUCACUCAAACUGGACCCAUUUUUAAUGAGGAGGACUAUGCGCGAUAUGUCUCCAGAGACACGCAGACUCGUGAACACAAAAGGAAAGAUACUAAUACUGCUCACGAACAAGCCACUCAGUGCUUUCAGGAUGGCAAGCAAGUAUUGUAUGUUUCAGCUGCCACCGACUACACCAUAACUCCUGGAAAAUAUCAGACUUAUGCGCAAAAGAUCCGCCGUGAAAAUAAACUGGCUAAAAUCAUAUUAAUUCAACGUAAUCUUCGUCGUUACAUAAUGUGGCGUUUUAUGUGUAAAGCGGCUAAAGAGUAUCGCCGGUUAGUGGCCAAUCGGAAGGCUGAAGAGGAACGUCUGCAGGCGGAAGCUGAAAAGCGUAUCAAACGAAUUGAACUGGCUAAACAAUUUCCACGCACCAAAGAUGACUUUGAAAUGUUGUACAGUGAGGUGCAGAAAUGGAAGAUAGCCGAACUGAAGCGUAUAACGCGCUUGUACGAAGGGCCAGCUCGCAUCGCCGAGGUUAAUGUGUUGCUCGACAAGGAAAUACAACUGCGCAACGGCAUCGAAAAGCAACGCUAUAUCGUCAAAAAGGCGAUGGAGGAUUUUCGCAAUGAAAAAAUGCUCACCAAGUUGGGAGAGCCAAUAAAGUGGAUCGGCUACAAAGAUAACGUAAUCCAUAUGGAUUUGUUGCGUACACAACGGGCCCGAUUCCUUACCGAAGUUUACAAGGACAUGCAAAAGAAAGUGAGUAGAGAGGAACGCCUGCAGCUUUUAACAAAAUUGAAAUCUAUUUUGAUGGGCGAACGUGAGUUUCCGGAUUUCGCAGAGAUCUUUGACUUAAUACAACGUGAAAUAAAUUUGCUGCUUCACACUAAAUACUGUGACGUUGAAGUCUUACAUAAGCGCCAGAAUAUUCUAUGGAUGGAGCUGAUAAAGUUCUCAAAGGAUAAACCCAAAGAUUAUGGUGAAAAUCGUAUGUGCGACGUGUGUAAGGAGGUUAAGCCGUACAGCCAGUUUGCGCUGCGAACGCGUCAAAACAAUGUGGACACUUGCAAGCGUUGCUAUUACAUAAAGUUCGCCUCGACCGACAACAAAACUUACACAGCCAUACUGCGCGCGAUACAACGAGAUGAACGCAAGCGCCGCUGCAACGCCUCAUUCGCAUUCGUACUGCAAAUGGAUGACAUUCGUUACAUUAUUGACCAAAUUUGGCAUAGUCAUUCAAUACUUAGCAAGAAUACGGUAUUGAGCAAUUUGCGUUUGCCGCGUUGGUUGAAAGGUGAAGAUUGGUCACCGUGGAAUUGCAUUUGCCUUACUGAGUCUGAGACACGCGAUCAUUAUAAGCUUGACGAUCCGACCAAAGUCUAUGACCAUAAAUUGGUGCUGGAGGUCGGAAAUAGGCAUAUGUUGGCGCGCGCUGCAUUCCACAAGAUGACUGAAGUCGCUACCGAAUUUGUGGAGACUGGGCAAUGGUUCCGUGUCGGAUUGAAUAAGGCGCGCACAGUUCCAUCACCGAACGAACGUCAGCGCUCGAAAGCAAUUACCUCGGCUCUCAAAGAAACGAAAAAAUGAGCGAAACACUUUUACCGCAAUCGAACAAUUUUAAAAAUGCAUGACAACUAUGC